AAAGAAAAAAAAAAAAAAAAAAAAAAAAAAACCUCGUUCGUUAAAGGUUGAAGUUCCGCCGCUUCUACAACAGAAGUGUGACUCCCAACAGAAAAUCAAAAUCAAUAUCUAUGGUAUGCGGAUACGUACUAUUGCAGCUCAUUUGCGAAGAACCCUAGCUUCAUUUUCCAGGCACCUACAACAGCUUCAGAAAGGCUGCUCCACACUAAAGACAAAAUCCUUUCCUCAGAUGGAUUCCUCAGAGCGUUAUUGCUAUAACCCAACUCUUAAUUGGAAUCCUCAGGUUGAAGAAUACUUCAUUAAGGCAUAUGGUGCUGACCAUUUUGAUCGUAUCUCUAAAGCUCUCACGCGUCCUUCUUGCUACUCUUGCCUACGUGUUAAUGUAAUGAAGACAACUAGUGAUGCUGUCAUCGAAAAGCUGUUGAGUAUGCAACAUGGAACAGAUGGCAGAGACAUAGACAAUGAUCUCAUACACAAGUGCCCUAUACCUGGGCUAGACUAUGUUGUCUUUGUUCAAGGCACGGGACCUCAUAAAAUUGAAUAUGCUGAUGUAAUUGAACAGCCUGUAAAGGAGGUUAUUGUAAGCCGCAAAUGUGCUGAGGCUGUUCUUCGGGGUGCUCAGGUUUAUGUCCCUGGUGUUUUGGCGUGUAGUGCUCAUGUUGAAAAGGGAGAUUCUGUUGCUGUUUCUGUUGCUAUCGAACAACCUGAACCUGAUGGUAAAUGGGGAGGUACUGGAAUAACACGUGGGAUUGUACUUCAGGGCUCUGAGACAGAUCCCCAAUAUUGUCAGCGGAAAGGCCUGUAUAUUGGAAGAGGAACUGCAAUGAUGUCUAGGGCCGGAAUUUUCCGAGUGUUGCAAGGUAUUGCUAUUUCUAUGAGUAAUAGGAUUUUUGAUCUUCCUUCUUUUAACAAUGUGCUUGAGGGUGAGAUCUUUCUCCAGAACCUUCCUAGCAUUAUUGCUGCUCAUGCCUUAGAUCCUCAAAAGGGUGAAAGGAUAUUGGACAUGUGCGCAGCUCCAGGGGGUAAAACAACUGCUAUAGCUAUGCUUAUGAGAGAUGAAGGAGAGGUCGUUGCUGCAGAUCGAUCACACAAUAAGGUAAUGGAUGUUCAAAAUCUGGCUGAUGAAAUGGGCUUGAAGUCUAUAGUAACGUACAAGCUUGAUGCUCUGAAGUCUGUUGCUACAGAUGCUCUUGCUACAGAAAAAGUUUCUGGCAAGACUGAAGAUACAAAUUCGAAGUCUUGUUGCAUUGCUAAGGAAAAGAUGAAUGGUAAUUUGUUUCACAGGGAAAACAGAGUCAAUGGAGAUGGAAAUGGACAAGUACCCAAUAUCAUGUCUGUAUGCGGGAAGGAUAAACAAAGAACCAAAAAUGGGAUUGGAAAGAAUCACGUCAAUGGUGGUAGAGUUGAAAAAUCAAAAGGAUUUGCUCCUAACAGUUUUGAUAGAGUUCUGCUUGAUGCUCCUUGCUCUGCUCUUGGAUUGAGACCUCGGUUGUUUGCUGGUGAGGAAACCUUAGAAUCUUUGAAGAGUCAUAAGAAAUACCAGAGGAAGAUGCUUGAUCAAGCUGUGCAACUAGUUCGACCUGGAGGAGUUCUUGUAUAUUCAACUUGUACAAUAAACCCUGGUGAAAAUGAAGCUCUGGUGCGUUAUGCUCUUGAUAAAUAUUCGUUUCUGUCAUUAGCACCCCAGCAUCCAAGAGUUGGUGGGCCGGGCCUGCUUGGUCACUGUGAGUUGUCUGAUGGAUAUGUUGAGGAAUGGCUAAAGCCUGGGGAAGAGGAACUUGUGCAGAGGUUUGAUCCUUCUACAUCUGACACAAUUGGGUUUUUUAUAGCCAAAUUUAAAGUUGGUUGCAAAGAAGCAUGAGUCCGGUAGCUAUGCGCCAGAGAAAAUCUAACUAGCAUACAGGUAGAUUUUUGGACUUUUUUUUGUCACUGCCUUUAACCAGAUCUCUUUGAAGUUUGAAGAUACCAGUUCAUCCACGAUACUGUUUGAAGUUUGAGCCAAUUUUCUUGUGGCGACUAUCAUGAUGCUUAUGAUUAGAAGUAUUUAUACACCAUUCAUAUUAGGGAUUUAGGGAUCAUUUUUCAUUCUUUGAUAUAGCGUAUUUUUAUACUAAAUAUUCUUCUUGUGAUAGCUUUUUCAAAGAUCGUUUUGUAUCUCCUUGAGAAAGAUUCAUAUGAAAAAAUAUAUCAUGGCGUAUCAGCCAAAGUGUGAAGUGAUGAAGUUCUGGUGAGGCACCUGCAGCUUGUACUGGGUUCAAAUUUCGCAAACGAGUGUUGUAUACUGGAUAAGUUUAGGUGUAAUGAAUGUUUGGGGUUUGUUUUGAUGAGUAGAAACCUCUAUAGUAAACACCAAAUUAUCUGUUCAGUAACAUAAGAAAAUAGGGAGGAACUGAACUCCGCAUUACAUGAUCUUGUUAAUGUACGGUUGAACUCAAGAACACUGUUGUUUAUUCUUGUACAGAAA
Molecule: messenger RNA, 2464 nt
Organism: Chenopodium quinoa (quinoa)
Lineage: Eukaryota; Viridiplantae; Streptophyta; Magnoliopsida; Caryophyllales; Amaranthaceae
Product: putative methyltransferase NSUN6
Exons: 2
Coding region: 116-1861 (581 amino acids)
Biological process (GO): RNA methylation
Molecular function (GO): RNA binding; methyltransferase activity
Source: RefSeq, a predicted model, not a curated record